CUUUUUUUUUUUUUUGGGUUUCACGAAAACGAACGAAUCAGUGUCGGCUCUUGGGUUCUGAAAACAGUGGAAAACAAAAAAACAUUGUACGUUGGAUCCAAAACGCGCGUUUUUACAAACGCUAGACUACUCCCAGAUUCUUUUCCUUUCCGCCAUUGCUCGGAUAUCGCGUCUUCGAGCAAUGUGCUGAAACUGAGUCACUGUUCCGAGUUAUAAGCUUAACAACUAAGCGCAAGUUUGGGUUUUUGUUGGAAACCGCGUUUCCAAAAUGUUCAAGCAAUGGUUGAUUCUUUUGGUCUGUUCGUUAGUAAUGUUGAAGACAGAAGGACUCUUUGUUAAUAUCACAUAUGUUCGAAACGCAGUCGCCAAAGGGGCUGUAUGUUUGGAUGGAAGUCCACCAGCUUAUCAUUUACACAGAGGUUCUGGAACUGGAGUUAAUAGCUGGUUGAUUCAGCUUGAGGGAGGAGGAUGGUGCAAUAAUGUCACAAAUUGUCUCAGUCGGAUGCAUACUCGAUUAGGUUCAUCGAAGAAGAUGGUAGAGAACCUUGCUUUCUCAGCUAUUCUUAGCAAUAAAAGACAAUAUAAUCCUGAUUUUUACAAUUGGAAUAGAGUGAAAGUUAGAUACUGCGACGGGUCAUCAUUCACAGGAGAUGUGGAAGCAGUGAACCCUGCUACUAAUCUUCACUUCAGAGGUGCUAGAAUUUGGCUAGCUGUUAUGCAAGAGCUCCUCGCUAAAGGCAUGAGAAACGCAGAGAAUGCUGUUUUGUCCGGGUGUUCUGCUGGUGGGUUAGCUUCAUUGAUGCAUUGUGACAGUUUCCGUGCUCUAUUACCGAUGGGUACCAGAGUAAAAUGUCUUUCAGAUGCUGGUUUCUUUCUAAAUACAAGAGAUGUCUCAGGAGUUCAAUACAUUAAACAAUACUUCAAAGAUGUGGUUACUCUUCAUGGAUCAGCAAAGAACUUGCCGAGGUCAUGCACAUCAAGAUUGACCCCUGCAAUGUGUUUCUUCCCGCAAUAUGUGGCUCGUGAGAUUAGAACUCCUCUUUUCAUUCUUAAUGCAGCAUACGACUCUUGGCAGAUAAAGAACAUCUUGGCCCCGCGUGCUGCUGAUCCUUACGGAAAAUGGCAAAGUUGUCAACUUGACAUCAAGAAUUGCCAUCCAAGCCAGCUCAAAGUUAUGCAAGAUUUCAGGUUAGAGUUCUUAAGCGCAGUGAUAGGUUUAGGAAGAUCCUCAUCAAGAGGGAUGUUCAUAGAUUCUUGCUACACACACUGCCAAACAGAGACACAAACUUCAUGGUUCUGGCAAGAUUCUCCAAUUCUAAACCGAACGACAAUAGCAAAAGCUGUUGGAGAUUGGGUUUACGACAGAACAUUGUUUCAGAAGAUAGACUGUCCUUACCCUUGUAACCCUACUUGCCACCACAGGGUUUUCACUCCUCUAGAUGCUCCUCCAAUUUAAAAGAGCUUCUACCAUUAAAAAAUAUAUAUACAUAUAGAUUUAUUACUAUUCUUGGAAAGAAAAAUUGCUUAUAUAAACGAUUCAUUUGGUAGAUACUUUAGUGAAAUAUUCAUAUAGGGGUUUAGCUAUAGAAAAAGAAAAAGAGUGAUUAAUUCUUGAAUGUUGAGAACAAGUAAAAGGAGUCAAUUUCUUCAGCACUUGUCUUGUGUGCUGUUCAAGUUGCUCUGUUUUUCUCUUCCGUUCUUACGUAUAAUGCGAAAUUGUUACUUUUAUUCAAAUUUAAUAAAGUAUAUUGUUACUUUUA
Capsella rubella is the source of this 1760-nucleotide messenger RNA. RefSeq names its product pectin acetylesterase 8. The transcript has 13 exons. Lineage: Eukaryota; Viridiplantae; Streptophyta; Magnoliopsida; Brassicales; Brassicaceae. Bases 269 to 1456 code for a protein of 395 amino acids. The record is from RefSeq and is a predicted model, not a curated record. Gene Ontology annotation, cellular component: plant-type cell wall. Gene Ontology annotation, molecular function: pectin acetylesterase activity. Gene Ontology annotation, biological process: cell wall organization.